Molecule: messenger RNA, 1320 nt
Organism: Schistosoma guineensis
Lineage: Eukaryota; Metazoa; Platyhelminthes; Trematoda; Strigeidida; Schistosomatidae
Source: the annotation of a GenBank genome assembly
AUGAAAUCUACUUUUCAAUUCACUAAAACAAACACUAGUAGCAGUCACUUAGAAAAUCCGAUAUCCGCAGAAAAACUACAUACUUGUGGAGUUAUUUAUGAAACCGAAAUAUCAAGGGAAAAUAGUAAUCGAUUAACGGAAAAAUCUAAAAACGACUUUGAAACUACUUCAGGUAAACAUCAACAAAACGAGCCAAAAUCAUUAAAUUUUAAACAUGAAAGUAAAAACCUAUUAAUGACCAGUAGAAUUGAUGAAGGCAUUAUGAAACAGCAGUUACCCAGUAAUGUGGAACAGCAAAAUAAUCCACACAGUGAGAAAGAUGUUAAUAGUUGUGAAAACGUUAUGGAUAAUAACAAAAUUCUAAAACAAAAAUCAAAGCGAAAUGUAUCAUAUCACGAAAAUGUUGACACUAGAUCUGUGGAGAAUUCAUCAAAUGCUGGAAGUAAAAAUUAUUACAGCAGCUCGUCAUCGACUAUGUCCUCCGUGACUGAAAGCUCUACAUCACAAAAUUACACAGACUCUGUAUCUCCUGAAGCUCACUUAUCAAAAUUGAAGAAAAUACACCGUAAAGCAUCAAGGCGUAAAAAACUAAAAUAUCUUAAAGGAAUAUUUUGCUUUUUAUCAGUAAGAAUUAUUCUAUUAUUUACUUUAAUCUUGAGUAUUUUAUUUCUUCUGGUUGGAUACCUAUUGCAUAUAAGGAAUAUUUUGAUAACUGGUUGCAUAUUGUCCUUGACAUCAGUUGGUUGUCUAGUUCAGUUGUGCUUCACUAAACGUACAAGUUCCAACAAAUUUAAUCCACAAUCCGUACCAUUUGCACUAGCUGCUGAAGAUCUUCCGAAUACAGAAAAUAAAACCUUAAUCCCAUCUUUGACAAUAGCAACAUCGAACCAGUUGAAGACUACAAGCACCAGCACUGUUGUUAAUGAAAUAGUUGUUAGUAGCACUAAUAACGACGGUAAUUUGUUAAAAGUUCCUGAAGAGUCAUCUGCUGUACGGUUAACUACAUCACCAAAUACACCCGUUGUCAUAGGCAUCGAUCACAUCCAAGCAAGACGUUUAAGUAUGGCAUUACAGCACUUGUCAAGAAAUUCCUUUCAACCCCAAACAUUAUCCUCACAUAAGCACGAAACAACGAGUAUGCUAAAUAUGGCAAGACGUUUAACAAUGGCUAGUUCAGCCAUUGCUUUGGGCAGUGCUGAUCGUGAUUACUACGGUCAUUCGUCAUGGUUAACUGGAUCUAGAGUUCGACAUGGUGUAAGACGUAGUUUAGCAUGGAAUGAGUCUGGUGCAACUCGAUUUUAUGAACAUUGUUAUGACUGA